This is a messenger RNA of Actinia tenebrosa (Australian red waratah sea anemone), 738 nucleotides long. RefSeq lists its product as uncharacterized. The record is from RefSeq and is a predicted model, not a curated record. NCBI's taxonomy places the organism in Eukaryota, Metazoa, Cnidaria, Anthozoa, Actiniaria, Actiniidae.
AAACAAACGCAUAAUUUUGCAACAUGGAUCCAUAUCAGAAAUACCCCAAUGGCAUCUGAGGUCUCACAAAUUAGUACACCAGUGAAUGAUCCAUUGGUUAUCAACAAGCAAAAAAUGCUGGAAUUAAUGCAAAACACCCUAAUAGUAUCACAAGAAGCUUCAUACAUGAGUAUUUGGGUAGCAAAAUCAAGAGGUGCUCUAGAAAACAGAGUAAAUGAGCUUGCAUCAUUUGAAGAAAGGGAGGCACAUCUGGAACAAAGGGUCAUUGAGGUCAUUGAAAAAGAUGUUAAAAGGCUGCAAGAAUUUGCCAACAAUCCAAUCCACUGCCAUYGRUAUGGGGUCCAUCCCUUUGCAAAAGUAGAUGGAGGGACAGCACUAAAAAAUGUACAUCUUUUGGAUUGUAAACCAGGAGCUGUCAAGACAGUACCAGACCUAAAAACUGUUUGGUGUGAAUUGGUUUCAAAAUAUCCAAAGUUGUUUGAAAACAAAUGUGUUCCUGUUCCUGGUGAUUUCCCCAUUUUUAGAGAUACAAUGAGAAUCAUUUACAGAUAUGAUGAAGAACUGGCAAAAACUCUUGUGCCCUUUCCAGCUAAUUUCCACAUGGGGAAAAGUGCCCAUUCUGGUCUUUGGAUACACUUCUAUGACUAUAUCAUCAAACCUUUGUAUCUUUACCUUCAUCCAAGAUCCGUCCCCAUUAGGUAUGUAUUGUUAAUAGUAAUAGCUAAAUUCCAUACAUGA